Molecule: messenger RNA, 6318 nt
Organism: Aspergillus steynii IBT 23096
Lineage: Eukaryota; Fungi; Ascomycota; Eurotiomycetes; Eurotiales; Aspergillaceae
Product: SpvB-domain-containing protein
Exons: 3
Cellular component (GO): cytoplasm
Source: RefSeq, a predicted model, not a curated record
AUGGCGGAAUUUGCAUAUCCUGUCGAUCCCUCAAAGCCAGUGCUAGGGAACAGCGCCUCUGUCGGCACCGCCGCAGGCAGCCAAACGGCUCCCCGACACUUACUGGCAGAAGGGGAUGGCCGUCGGGCGAGCAGUGAGCGGUUUAACGUGGAUGCGUGUACCGGAGGGAUGUCUUUCAUUAUUCCGAUUCAGACCUCACCGGGCCGCAGCGGAUUCGGGCCCUCCUUGAGCCUAGUCUACGAGUCUGGGUCCAGUGCAGCUAAUGGGGUGUUUGGGCUGGGAUGGCACCUCGAGGGGGUGCAGAGUAUCAGCCGCAAGACUUCCACUUCCAUUCCCGUGUACGACGACGAUCAAGAUGUGUUUGUGGACUCGACCGUCGGAGAGGUGGUUCCCGUCAUGAAAAGCGAUGGCAGCCCCGAGGAAACAAUUCUCGAAGACUGGAUGGUCCGUCGAUAUCGAGCGCGCGUGGAGUCUGACCCUAUGCGCAUCGAACGGUGGACUCAGCAGAGCAACCGGGGCAAUAUGUACUGGAGAAUGAUCAGCUCGGAUAACGUGACUGUGAUCUAUGGCGCGACAGAGGCGUCGCGGGUCUCCGGGGCCGAGCAGAUCUUUUCCUGGCUCGCAUGUGAAACGUACGACAGCUAUGGAAACCACAUGGUGUUUGAGUACAAAGCAGAAGACGCCAAUGGCUUGACCGUCGACACCGACGUAUUCGAAGCAAACCGUGAAGAACAGAUCCGGACCCGACAGCGCUACCUGAAGUCGAUCAAGUACGGCAACACAGAGCCCAAUCGAGACAAGGAUACCUGGAAGGUAUUAAACACUCCUCCGGGGCAUUGGAUGUUUGAGGUUGUCCUCGACUACGGCGAGCAUGACGAGGAGUGUCCAACCACUGAAGAGACGAAGAUGUGGGCUUCGCGCCCAGACCCCUUUUCUACCUGCAACGGAGGCUUCGAGGUACGAACAUAUCGCCGGUGUCGGCGUGUGCUCAUGUUUCAUCAUUUUCCUCAGGAACUCGGGCGCGCCGACUGCCUGGUGGCCUCGACUAACUUGACGUACGCCAUCGAGCCACGAACUGGAACCACAUUGCUUCAGUCGUGCGUGGGUACCGGUUAUACUCCUGUUGGCGAGAAGGAUUACUCCAGCCUCUCGUUGCCGCCGAUCACGUUGGAAUAUACAGAGCCCCCAGAGCUUGACACGCUGCAGGAGGAGAUACUCGGGCUCGACGCAGCAGGGCUCGCCACGGGAGAAGCGCAAUGGGUGGAUCUCAACGGGGAUGGCGCGCCAGGGGUGCUGGUCGAAGUGCCAGGCGGAGGGUGGUACUAUCACCGCAACGAAAGCACGGACGAGAAAGUCCAGGUUGGAGGAGCAACGCUAGUCCGUCAGGUUCCUAGUAGUGCCAAUCCAACUACAUGGGCCUUUGAAGAUCUGACGGGGGACGGCCUCCUCGACUUGAGCCCUGUUUCGCCCGGUCAUACCAUUCGAGGAUUCUAUGGCCGCACGGAGGACGGUGCAUGGCGGACAUACACCCCCUUUACCACAUACCCAACCAUGGAUCCCUCCUCCCAAGCAUGGCCCGUGUAUAAAUUUGACCUCACCGGCACCGGACGCGGGGACUUGCUGCGCAUGGCCCCGGGCGAGGAUGGGGAACUGGCCUGGCACGCGUCUUUAGGACCAGAGGGAUAUGGGCCCGAGCAGCGCACGACCGGAGCGCCGAAGGUCGUCCCCGAUGGGACCGGAUCGCUCUUCCUGCAGGAUAUGAGUGGCGAUGGCCGGACAGAUGUCGUCUGGGUGCGGAAUGGCAAUGUCUCCUACUGGCCUAACCUGGGACACGGGCAGUUUGGUGCCAGAGUGAUCAUGGUCAAGGCGCCGUUUCAACCUGAGGAUGGGAACUUUUCCACGCGCCGGAUUCGCAUGGCCAAUAUCACCGGCUUUGGCGGCACCGAUUACAUAUACUUGCCUCCUGGUGGCGGUGCGGUGGUAUACUACAACCAAUGGGGCAAUGGCUGGAGCGACGGAUAUCGAUUGGAGUCAGUUCCACCUCUCGAUGGUCUCUGCGCCGUGGAUGUGUUUGACAUCAGCGGUAGGGGGACACAAUCUCUAUGCUGGACUUCCGAUCUUCCUUCUCACAACAGAGCGGCGGACGCGACCACCGUCCAUUUCGUGGAUCUCAUGGGUGGCGUUCCAUCCGGACUUCUGACCAAGUGCAGCAAUGGAAUGGGAGGCGAAUGCACAGCUACCUACCGUUCUUCUGUGCGCUACUGUCGAGAAGACGAGGACAAUGGUAGACCGUGGUCCACGAAACUGCCGUUUUCGAUGUGCUGCAUUGCGAGUACGACCUCAGUCGACUAUGUGGCACAGACGUCCCAAACCGUCUCGUAUGCAUAUCAUAACGGUCACUACGAUCCGGCUGAACGCCAGUUCCGUGGCUUCCAGAUGGUCGAGCUCUCUGAAACCGAAGACUUCGCCGUGGACGUCCCCAAUGUCCAAUUCACACGCCCGCCAGUGGUUACAAAAAGCUGGUUCUAUAUUGGUCACGAGCGAUUGGACAUGGAAUCAGUACUCCCCAACUCCUGCCAAGCGGUUGAUGAACGGCUUGAUGCCUACCGCGCACUAGCGGGAAAGGUCCGUCGACAGGAGACAUAUUCCGCUGACGGUGGGGUGAAUACAGACCUACCAUAUGCCAUAUCACAACAAUCAUACGAGGUGGUAGUUCACCAAAAGACACAGGGCAGCAGACCCGGUACAUUCCGAGUCAACCCGCGGGAGGAGAUCACCGCUGUUUAUGAGAGAGAGAAAGGGGAGCCGAGAGUGCAGCAGACACUUACUCUCUCGACGGAUUGCUAUGGUCGUGCUGAAAAACAGCUGAUAGUCAACUAUGGGAAAUCAACCAGCUCGUUGCCGAGCCUCGACGACCAGCAAAAGCAAAUGGACACCUCGCUUGUUUACACUGAAACCAGCUAUACCAACGCGAUCGACGAUGUUAGCAGCGAGCCAGAUUAUUUCCACGUCCCAGUUGUUUCAGAGACGGCCCAGUAUCGCAUGUACCCUGGGGAUAACUUUAACAACGCGAUGUCGGAUGGUCGGUAUGAAUGGGACAAGCUAGCUGCCGACAGCUGCAAAUUGCUCCAGCAAGCAGAGAACAUUCCCAUUGAACAGAAGGCCGAGGACCUUAUAUCCGAUAGACCACCGGCAGGUUACAAGGCACUGGUGUCCAAACACCGAACGUUGUACUCGGAUGGCAAUGUCAAAGGGGUCUUGGAAGCAGGAAAGCUACAGACGUUCUCCGUGAAGUGGCAGAGCUAUCAGUUGGCAGCCACAACCAAUCUGCUUGCCCAGAUUUUGACGCGUUCUGGAGCAGAGACAUUUCUGUCAUCAGCAGCUAUAAAAGAGGAGCUCCGCAAUGGAGGAUACGUCGAACUAGACCCCGAUGAGUGGUGGGCUCCAUCAGCGCGGGAUAUAUUUGGAGACGACAGUCUCGAGGGCAGGCUUUCUGCGGCGCGAACGCAGUUCUAUCUCACCAAUGGAGAGAUUGAUGCAGUCGGAAGCAAGUCAUGGCAGCAUCGGGACGAGCUCAACUUGCUUACGACGGCUAGAGUUGACGCUGUCGGAAAUACCACUACCUUAGUCAACGAUUAUGCUCGUCUGCUACCGAAAUCCAUCACCGACGCAAAUGGCAACAUCACCGAGUUUGAAAUCGACUCACUCGGACGGCGUGUUGGACUGGCUGUGAAGGGCAAACCCGGGGAGGUUGUGGGAGAUAGCCUAGAUGGCUUCUCAGCUGAUCUGAGUGACGAUGACGUGCGUUCCUUCUGGGAAAGCCCGUCAGUGGCAGCGCAGGAGCUCCUGAAGGAUGCCGGUCAACGGGCAAUAUACUGUCUUAGCCGGAAUCAACAGCAGAUGGGAUCUCCUGCAUGGCAAGCGGAACUUGUCCGUGACACGCACUACAGGGAUGGACCGGGCAACAUAUCGAUUUCGAUUACGUACCUGAACGGCAAUGGCCAGGCAAUGCAGACGUUAUGCCUUUCCAACGACGAAACCACCACAUGGCAAGUUAGCAGUGCUGUGACGUCCUGCAACGGACAGCAGGUCAAGAACUUCCUCCCCUUCUUCAAGCCCACCCACGAAUUCUGUGCUCAAUCCGAGAUUGCCACUAAGCCCGCCACUACCUUCCUGCUGGACCCCCUGGACCGAACGGUAGGGGUAUUGAAUGCGGAUCAGACCUGGAGUAAAACGCGAAUAACGCCGUGGUCCCAAAUUUCCUACGACGCUGGCGACACUGUUCUAAUCGAGGACCCCAGCACAGAUGAGGAUAUCGGGAGCUACUUCCAGGGCCUCGACAAAACCUCCUACCAUCCAACAUGGUACUAUCAACGAAUGACACCGGACGCUGCCGACGAGGAGAAGAAGGCUGCAAAGAAAUCAGAAUGCUACAACGAUACCCCGAAGAUCGUGCAUCUGAACAGUCGUGGUAACGUCUCGGUCCAAAUGGAUGCCCUGGGGCGUGUCGUGACACAAAACCGGUACGACCUCUUGGGACGGCCUAUCCAUCGCGUGAAUAUGGAUAGCGGAGAUCGCUGGCUUCUGUCAGAUUGUACUGGUCUACCCGUCCUGUCGUGGUCGUCUGGAGGUCCACGGAAACGCACUGUAUACGAUGCGCUCGGGAGAGUUGAGGCCAUCAAAGUACAAGCAUCUAAAACAGACGAGAAUGAAGUGGUGGUAGUGAAGAAUGAAUAUGGAGAGAGCUACGAGUCAGAUCCCGAGGCUCAAAACCUGCGAGGUCAGCUCGUUACGUGCUGGGAUCAAUCGGGUGUUCAACGGAAUGUCCGAUUCGACUUCAAGGGUAACUGUAUCGAGUCCUCUAUCCAAUAUGCGACGAAGUACGAUAGCAUCCUGGACUGGUCGACCGAGACCGAGGAGCUGAAUCCCACGGACUAUACGACAGAGUCAUGGUUCGAUGCUGUGGGCCACGCUCUGCAGACAGCCACGGCAGGGGGUGGUGCGAUCAGUAAUACCUUCGAUAUAGCUGGCCGAUUGACGAGUGCCACCUCUGCUGCUCGCGAAGACCCUGACACUCACACCCCCUAUGUUGACAAUAUCGAUUAUGCGGAAGGCAACGAGGUGACAUUGAUCGAAUACAGCAACGGGUCGCAAACACUCCACUCAUAUGAUCCUUUGACACGCAGGCUGGCGAGGACCCAAAUCACCCGGGCUGAUGGUACUGUCUUUCAGGACAUUUCCUACACAUAUGACUGCCUUGGGAAGGUUGUUCAAAAGACCGACAAAGCCCAACAGACCAUCUACUUCAAUAACCAAGUUGUGAAGGCCAAUCAAGAAUUCACGUAUGAUGCCCUAGGUCAACUAUGUUCGGCAACGGGUCGAGAGCAAGUCGAUGCGCCGGGGCAUCGCUUGGUCCCUUAUGGUCCUACGCUGGGACAGCCAAACGGGAUUCCUGGAGACGGGAGCCAAUUGAUUGAAUACUGCGAAACGUACAAGUACGACGCUGUUGGCAAUAUCAUGGAAACAAAGCAUGAACCAGCAUCUGAUCCCAUGUACUCGCCAUGGACACGAACCUACACCUAUGAAGCGGACAAUAAUAGAUUGAAGAGCUCCAAAGUCGGCUCAGCAACAGAUCUCUACGAGUACGCUGACGAUGCAGGACUCAACGGGUGCAUGACGCAUAUGGCGGGAUAUUCUUUGGCUUGGGAUCAUAACAAUCAGCUGCGCUCAUUCAGCACACAGAGAGUCAGCGAAGGUGGCACGCCAGAGAGAACAUGGUACAUCUACAACUCACAAGGCAAGCGAGUCCGCAAAGUAACUGUGAGAGACACAGGAGCGAGGCUGAAAGAGACCCUCUGCCUCCCUUUCUGUGACAUCUCUAUCACGUAUGCGGGCAAUGGCGAAUCUGAAGUGCGGAGGACUUGCUCAACCAGCGUGGGCAGUCUCAGCACUUCCGGCACUCCACUGGUUAUUAUUGAAGCUAAUACCCAGACUGAUACCACAACUACGCAGCGGCUACUUCGAUACCAAAUAAGCGACAACCUAGAACUAGAUGAUACCGCCAAGGUGAUUUCCUACGAAGAAUACUCCCCCUACGGUUCUAGCACAUAUCAAGCGCGCACUAUCGAAGCUCCACGCAAGUAUAGAUUUGCAGCCUACCACCGUGACAACGAAAGUGGACUCUAUCUCUGCGGCGAGAGAUACUAUGCCAGCUGGCUAGGGCGCUGGACAUCCCCCGACCCACUGGGUACCGUCGACGGCCUCAACCUCUACGCUUAUGUUAGCAAUGACCCGAUCAACUUCAACGACAGUGGCGGC